This is a messenger RNA of Clupea harengus (Atlantic herring), 3668 nucleotides long. Its product is annotated as NACHT, LRR and PYD domains-containing protein 12-like. The record is from RefSeq and is a predicted model, not a curated record. The transcript has 10 exons. Gene Ontology annotation, molecular function: protein binding. The annotation marks the transcript as partial. NCBI's taxonomy places the organism in Eukaryota, Metazoa, Chordata, Actinopteri, Clupeiformes, Clupeidae.
UGAUUUAUCGGUCACUGCAGUGUUCAGAGGAAUGUUCUGACCCAGGAUCAGUCCAGGUGUGGAGUGUGUGAGCAGCUACUGAGGGACCCAGUCAACACCACCUGUGGACACAGUUUCUGCAGGCCGUGCAUCAGCAGCUACUGGAGCCAGUCUGGUCCAUCAGGAGACUACAGCUGUCCCCAGUGCAGAAAGAGAUCCAGAGCACAACCCUUUCUAAACCCUGACAUAACCAUGGCACAACUUCUGAUAUACCCACAUACAACCAUGACACAACCUCCUGUAUAUCCCUCUACAGCCAUGGCACAAUCUUCUCUCUACCAACACAGAGAAAUGACACAGCUUCAUCUAAAGCCAUCUACAACCAUAGCACAAGUUCCUCCGUAUCCAUACUCAGACUCAGGGCAGAACCCUCUAUACCCACACUUACACAUGGCACAGAUUUCUCCACAGCUUCCUUUGGAUGAGCACAUAGUCAUGGAAGGAAGCAAACAUCUCCAAACUGAGCAUGCUCCUGUCAAAAGGGCCAAACUAACAGAUGAUGUCCUGAACAGAGCACUGAUGACCCAUAAAGCCAGUAUGAAGAGGAGGUUUGAGAGCAUAUCUGAAGGUGUCAUAAGAUCAGAGACUCAAACACUCCUGAACAAGAUCUACACAGAGCUCUACAUCACAGAGGGAGAUAGUGAAGGGGUGAAUAAUGAACAUGAAGUUUGGCAGGUAGAGUCAGCAUCCAGAUCACAAACUAAAGAAGACACAGCAAUCCAUUGCAAUGACAUCUUCAAGCCCUUACCUGGACAGCAGAGACCCAUCAGAACUGUCAUGACCAAGGGCAUUGCUGGCAUUGGAAAAACCGUCUCAGUGCAGAAGUUCAUCCUUGACUGGGCAGAGGAGAAAGCUAACCAGGAUGUAGAUUUCAUGUUUGUACUUCCAUUCCGUGAGCUGAAUUUGGUCAAACAUGAUCAGUACAGUCUUCACAGGCUCCUGCUGGACUUCCACCCUGAGCUUAGGGAGCUACAGGGUGGUGAAUACAAAGACCGCCAUAUUGUGUUCAUCUUUGAUGGUCUGGAUGAGAGUCGACUUCUGCUGAAUUUCCAAGAGAACCAGCAGUUGUCUGAUGUGACACAAACAUCAUCAGUGGAUGUGUUGAUGACGAGCCUCAUUCAGGGAUCUCUGCUUCCCUCAGCUCUCAUCUGGAUAACCUCCCGACCAGCAGCAGCCAGUCAGAUCCCUUCUCAGUGCAUCAAUCAGGUGACAGAAGUACGAGGGUUCAGUGAUCCACAGAAGGAAGAGUACUUCUGGAAGAGGAUCAGUGACCAGAAUCAAGCCAAAAGAAUCAUUUCACACAUUAAGGCAUCCAGGAGCCUCCACAUCAUGUGCCACAUGCCAGUCUUCUGUUGGAUCUCAGGCACUGUCCUUCAGCAGAUACUGGAAGAGGAUAAUGGGAAGGAAGCCCCCAAAACUCUGACUGAGAUGUUCAUACACUUCCUGCUCAUCCAGACCACCAGGAAAAAACAGAAGUAUCAAGAGGAAAAUGAUAUAGAGAGACAGAGGCUCCUGGAAUCACACAAAGAUGUCAUACUGAAACUGGCAGAGCUGGCCUUCAAGCAUCUGGAGAAUGGCAAUCUCAUGUUCUAUGAGGAAGACCUGAAAAAGUGUGGCAUUGAUGUGAGUGAAGCCUCAGUGUACUCUGGCAUGUGUACUGAGAUCUUCAGGGAGGAAUGUGUGUUUCAGCACAAGAAGGUCUACUGCUUUGUGCAUCUGAGCAUCCAGGAGUUUCUUGCUGCACUUCAUGUGUUUGCCUCCUACUUGAGUAAAAACAUGGAGGCCCUGACACCAUUUCUCAAAGGGAAGUCCAGGUCUUUGCCAGAUCUACAUGAGCUGCUAAAGAAUGCUGUGAACAAAGCUUUGGAGAGCAAGAAUGGACACCUUGAUUUGUUCGUUCGCUUCCUUCAUGGCAUUUCUCUGGAGUCAAAUCAGAGCCUUAUGGUGGGUUUCCUGACACACACAUACAGCAGCCCAGAAAGUCAGAAGAAGACAAUCCGAAACCUGAAGGUGAUGCAAAGGCCAAAUAUCUCCCCUGAGAGAUGCAUCAAUCUGUUCCACUGCCUGGUCGAAAUGCACGACUCUUCUGUUCAUGAUGAAAUCAAUGCUUUCCUGCAGGCAGAGAAGGGUUCAGUGAAACAGCUCUCACUGGCUCACUGCUCAGCCUUGGCUCAUGUGCUUUUGAUGUCUGGGGAGGUGCUGGAUGAGUUUGACCUGAAGAAAUACAAAACCUCUCCAGAAGGUCGCAGAAGGCUGGUUCCAGCUGUGAGAUGCUGCAGAAAGGCUCUACUUGCUGACUGUAAACUAUCAGAGAGGUCAUAUGAGAUUGUGGCCUCAGCUCUGCAGUCUGCAAACUCCCCCUUAAGAGAGCUGGACCUCGGUCACAGUGACCUGCAGCAGUCAGGAGAAAUGCUGGGCUCUGCUCUACAGAGUCCAAACUGCAAACUGGAGACACUGAGACUUGCUGGCUGUAAACUGACUGGAAGGUUUUUGGCCUUGACUCUUCAGGGGGCAAACCCCCACCUGAGAGAGCUGGACAUCAGUGAUGGCGAGCUUCAGGACUGUGAAGGAGAACUGCUCCAUAAACCACUGAAUCAAGAGUGUAAAGUCAGACUCAAGGACAGCUCCUGUGCGGUCGUGACGUCAGUCUUGCAGUUUUGUGUUUCUCAACUGAGUGUCUUGGACAUGAGUGGUUGUGAUCUGUCUACAUCAGAAGAGAAGCUGCUCCCUUGUCUUGGAAACCCAAAUUGCCGUCUGAAAACACUGAGACUUAAAGGCUGUAAACUCACACAUGAGUCCUGUAAGGUUGUGGCAUCAUUUCUGCAGUCAGCAAACCCCCUGUUAGAGCUGGACCUGAGCCACAAUGUCCUGAGAGAUUCUGGAGUUCAGCUUAUUUCUAAGGGACUGUCUAGUCCUCACUGUAAACUGCAGACAUUAAGGCUCUCUGAUUGUCAUAUCUCAGAUGAUGGUUAUGUUUGUCUGGCUCUCACUCUGAUGGCAAACCCCUCCUGUGUGAAAGACCUGGAUGUGAGCAACAAUAAUCCUGGAGAAUCAGCAAUGAACCUGUUAUUUGCUACACUGAAGGAUCCUCACUUUAAAAUUGAGGAACUUCGACUUGCUGACUGUAAGCUAACAGAGGAAUCCUAUAAGGCUGUAGCCUCUGCUCUGCAGUCAUCAGUGUCCCUGACAGAACUGGACCUCACAAACAAUGACCUGAAGGAUUCUGAUAUUCAGCUUCUAUCUGCAGGAAUGAGUAGCCCUCACUGUAAACUACAGACAUUAAGACUUGCUGACUGUAAGCUAACAGAGGAGUCCUGUAAGGCUGUAGCCUCUGCUGUCAAGUCCUGGGUCUCCCUGACAGAACUGGACCUGAGUUACAAUGACCUGAAGGAUUCUGGUGUUCAGCUUCUCUCUGCAGGACUAAGUAGCCCUCACUGUAAACUACAGACAUUAAGACUGUGUUGUUGUCUCAUCACACACGAGGGCUGUUCUUUCUUGGCCUCUGCCCUCAAAUCAAACCCCUCCUACCUGAAACAGCUGGAUCUGAGCUACAAUCACCCAGGAGACUCAGGUGUCAGAGAGCUCACAGACAGACUGAAUGAUCCCAACUGUAAACUAGAGACGUUCAG